Molecule: messenger RNA, 3957 nt
Organism: Besnoitia besnoiti
Lineage: Eukaryota; Apicomplexa; Conoidasida; Eucoccidiorida; Sarcocystidae
Exons: 4
Coding region: 1-3957 (1318 amino acids)
Source: RefSeq, a predicted model, not a curated record
AUGGAGGAAGCGCGAGUGAACCAGGAUCCCACCUCGGGUCGUGGAGAGGGCGCGGAGGCACUCGAAGCUGCUUCUUCGCCACUCCUCGAAGGCCGCGCGAGGCGGCCAGCUGCCUCCCCGCCAGAGGCCCCAGCAGCUGAGAACCUUCCCGAGGGACCGGCCUCCUCUCCGUCCUCUCGCUCGCCUUCGAGUGCGUCGUCGGCGUCUUCGCUGUCCUCUGCCUCGUCUCCGUCCUCGCGAGCUUCCUCGCCUCACGGCAUGGCGUCGCCGACUUCGCCUCUGGCGGCCUUCUCUCCGCAGCGUCGCAAGAGCAGCUACAGCAGCGCGGAGCGGUUUUCACUGCUGUCCGCCUCCGCGCCCGAGGCGGACGCCUCGCCGUCGGUCUCGAUCAUCUCCGCUUCUUCCUCUCCUUUUCAUGCCGCCGCAGAUCCUCAGCAGCCGCGCCUGCUGCAGGACUCGAGCGCCGCCGCGGCGGGGUCUUCGUCUCCGGUGCUGUCGGCCUCGUCGCUGCUUUCGGGGGUAUCGCACUCGGCGUCCUCCCUCUCGCUCGGGAGUUCUUCACAGCAGCAGUACGACGGCGCCGCCGUCCGCUACCGCCUGCUCCAGCUCAUGGAGGAGUUUUACGGGAUUCAACAGACGCUCGAGUCCGUGAGACAGUUUUACGUCAUUCGUGUGCACGCCUUGGAGGACCGGCUGGCGGCCGAAGUGGAGGCCCGACGGGCUUCGGAACUGCGCGCCGUGUUCGCCUCCGACCGCACGUUGUUCAUCGAAGAGCAGCUUCAGCGGGUGACUGAGAAGCUCCGUGGAGACGUGGAGCGACGCGACGAACUCGUGCACAUCCUCGAGCUGAACCUCGCCUACUUCCAGGAGCAACUGGCGCUCCGCGACCGCCGCCUGGAGACUCUCGAGAAGAUCGAGGCGCAGCAGCGCCAGCAGAUCAAGCUCCUCCGCGAGCGCCAAGCUGAGCGCGAGGCAGACGCGCAGCCACGAGAGACUAAUCCGCUCGCGCAGGAGGGCGGGCCUCCCCCGGGGCGGGUCCCGGCUUCGGCAGCUGAGAACAGAGCCGCCGCGGCAGCCGUAGCCGUAGCACCGGGCGAAGGGCGCCAGGGAGAGGAGAAAGUGGCGGAAGGCGGCCAGCGCGGCGCCGCAGAGCAAUCAGGGAGGUACGCGCGAAGCGAAACGGAGAACGCGGAGAGCGGUGGCGAUGCAGACAAGAGACGGUCGACGGAGGCGCUGGGGAACGCGCGAGACGAGGCGCUCCGGAGCGAGGGAGGGCUGCACCUCGAUAGAGAGCGAGGAGAAGCAGCUGCCUCCUCCUCCACGUCUGCGUGUACGUCAUCGUUUUCCCUCAUUCCUGGCCUCACGUCGUCUCCUUCGUCGCUCGCGCCUCGCGCCGCCAGGGGCGCAGCGCUCUCCGCCUCCUCGUCUGCUGCGCCGUCCGCGUCCGCCGGCAGCGAGGCGGAAGCGCCUCUGCGGCGGGCCUCGUCGACGGCGGUGCGCGAGGUCUCUCAGCCGUCUUCCCCGCUCGCUAGGGCGCGCCGGGCGCCGUCUGUCGCUUCUCCACCGCCUUCGCCGCCGCCCGCCCCCGCAGCGGCGGGCUCCGCGUUGGCGGCGUGUGCGGCGCUCUCCCCCGAGUCCGCGACUGCGAUUUUGGCUCUGCGCGAGCGGCAGCUGGAGCGCGUCGCGGGGCAGCUCGACGCGCUAAACUUUCUCUGCAUGAAGCAAGGCGAGGAGCUGCAGAAGGCGUUGGUCGACUUGGAGCGAGAGCGACGGCGGCGCGAGGCCGCCCAGCGAGAUGCCCACCGCGAGCGGCGAAGGCGCGAGGAGGCGCAGUCGCAGAUGCGACAAAGCGAGAAGUCGCUCCAGUAUCGAGCGACUCUGAGCAGCAGCAGCGUGCCAGUUUCGAUUCCGCUGUUGCCUUCCUCCACCGCGGGCUCAGGGUCUGCGGCUCCGUCGACAGCUGCCUCGGCGUCGGCGGUGGCGCCCACGAGCGCGCCCUCACAGUUUCGCUUUCCGCCGCCAGAGUUUCUCGCGGAUUUGAAGGCCGAAGUGGAGGAGCUGCUUGCCCUGAUGCGUGCACAGGAGCCGCGGAGCGCGUCGCUGGCCGAGUCUGCGAAGCCGAGCGUCUCGAGGCAGAAUGCGGACGCGGAGCUUGGCAGCGCGCCCGACGACGACGUGGGCUGGCCGUCGGGCGCGCUGGCGACCGCAAGAAAGCCGCGCUCGGCAGAGCGGCGCGCGAGGUGCGCGUCGCGCCGCGUGUCGCCUUCCUCGCGCUCGGCGCAGUCCGAGCUGCAGCCAGUUUGCAAAGCGGAGGCAGGCGACGGGAGGAGACUCGAGGCAGCAGAGGAGGAGGGGGGGCAGGGAGGGGCGUGCGGCGGGCAUCAAGGCGUCCGAGCGAGCAGGCAGAAGGAGAGAGCCUGCAGACGCGAGUCGAUGUGGAGCAACAGGCCAGAGGAGGAGCGAGGCGUGGGAGCGCCGCAGAUGUUAAACGAUACAGACGAAAGAGGACGCCAAGAGGUGCCUUCUGCUGCCAGCGAUCCGGCAGCUCCAGGAGACGAUAGCGACUCGUCCUGUGGCGAUAAUACCGACGAUGCUGAGGAGGCACAAAAAGCAAAGCCGAAAUCGUCGGCCGCGGUCUCUAGCUUGGCAGGGAGCUCAGCGGCCAGCGGCGCGGGCCCCUCGUCUUCGCCAUCGACUUCCAGUGCACUUUCGCUCGUUCAGCAGGCGCGCGACUCCGUGAUGAAGGCCUUCUUUCCACUCCAGGCCUCGCUCGGCGCGGAGGAAGGAGCUGACGCGGAUUCAGCUGUGUGUCUGCCGUCAGGCCAGCACAGACGUGAGAAACACACGCGCGGGACCGAGGCCGCAGAAGGGGCGAAAGAGGCUGAGAACUCGGCGCAUGCAGGCUGGGACAAGGCGUUUGCGACGGACGGGCUAGACACUGCUGUCGGGCUCAAACGCCGCAGGCCGGCCGAACGUGAUGAGGUUGUCUGUGACAAAGCAUGCGAGCGUGCUGCGGUGGCAGGAAGCUGCACGCUGCCCCGACGCGGCCACCUGCAGACGGAAACUGGGCGUCUGUGGGUGCGGAGGGAGCGACUCCGCUCCGCCGGCUGUCAGCGACUCGGCCAAGCGCCGCAGAAUCUACCAAGUGUACGAGUCGCGUUACUUGCUCCGCCGCCGACGGGUGCAGGCACGCACUGCGGGAGAGAGACAGGAGGAGUUGUGUGCUGUGCUCAUCCGUCGUCGUCGCCGGCGUUCCGGGAGCAGGCCACAGAAGACGCGGUCGCUAGCUUUCUGCGGCGGGGAUUCCAGUGGUGUGAGAUCCACUGCGGGGCGCAGGCUGUGUUGCUGGCGUUGCGCGACCGGCAAACCGCGCCGCCUACCGGGCCGCAGAGCAAGCCUCCGGGGAGCGUCUGUGCGCCCGCGUUCCAUCGUGGACGUCCACACGACGCAGCAAGCUUCAUUUAUUCCUCUUUGUCUGCGGGGGAUGUCGGCGGUCUCGCUUUGUCUACUUUUGGUCCAGCACGAGGAGGGAGAACAAGUACUCAGAGCGACACAUCGAGAGUGCUGGAGAGACAGGCUCCGGCUGGCGAUUUCAGCGCGUCGGGGCGGAAACCCAGGAAGAAUGAGGAACUAUCGGGUGCUGAAAACCUCGUAUCCGCCUUCUGUGGAACGGAGCGGCAGAGCAUCCGCAAGGGAGGACGUCUCACAAUGGCACUGCAGAGCCCCUUCAUAAGUGUUCAGGUGUUCGCCAGUGGACUGUCAUGUGUACGUACACCCAGUCUCGCGGGGGACUGGGAGCGGGAAGUCACCAUGUCUCAGUCGGCUGUGGCAGCUGUUUGCGAAAUGGAUAUCUGCGCCGGGGUUCUAUAUACGUUCGUUGGGGAAAGUGCAGAGCACGAAAGUGAACUGCUGACAGGACUGGAGGUUGAAGAGGGCGGAGAAGGAGAUUGUGUGUGA